Molecule: messenger RNA, 2825 nt
Organism: Heterotrigona itama
Lineage: Eukaryota; Metazoa; Arthropoda; Insecta; Hymenoptera; Apidae
Source: the annotation of a GenBank genome assembly
AGUUUUAAGAUAACGGAAGAGAAAUAUAACUGUACGAGAAAUGAAGUCUACGUAAGUUCUAUUACUCUUUCUAUCUAGUUUUCUAUCUACAAGUGAAAUUAAACGAUGGUUUUGCCAUUAUUAAUAAUCAUUCAACAAUAUUUUAGUUAUUGCAUAAUAUAUAACAAUUCAAAAUAUUGAUAAUAUGUUAACAUUUUAGACGCUUGAAACCACCAGGUUCAGCUCGUAAGCCAAACCGUCCUAAGGGUAAUAAUAUGUUAUCUAAAGAUCCAGUUCAAGUAUAUUGUCGUUUAAGACCAAUGCAACAUCCUGCUGAUAUCUCUUGUAUGAAGCUUAUAUCUGACACAACUGUAAUUAUUACACCACCAGAAUCAGCAACCAAUUUUCGUAAUUCCAAUAAUAAGGAAAUCCAAACAAUAUUCAGUCACGUAUUUCCACCAAGUACGACGCAAAAGGAGAUUUUUAAUGUAGUUGCUGUUCCAUUAGUUGAAAAUGUCAUUCGCGGUAGAAAUAGUCUUUUAUUUACAUAUGGAGUAACAGGCAGUGGCAAAACAUACACCAUGACUGGUGAACCACAAGACGCGGGUAUAAUGCCUCGUUGCCUUGAUGUUAUUUUCAACAGUAUCGCCAAUUAUCAGACAAAAAAAUUCAUCUUCAAACCAGAUAAGUUGAAUGGUUUUGAUGUACAAGGUGAAGCUGAUGCGAUGCUCGAUAGACAAAACGAACUUCAUGCUGGGCUUGUGUCACAGAAAAAUGGAAAGUCUGGCAAGCCAAGGAAGGCGGAGUAUGACAGUGAUAGUAAUCCAAUAGUGAUUCGUGAUGUUGAGGAAUCACAAAUAAUACAAGUGGAUCAAGACACUGCCUAUGCAGUAUUUGUUACUUAUGUUGAGAUUUAUAACAACAGUGUAUACGAUUUACUAGAGGAUGAAGAUAUUAGAAACAAAGAAUUUUCAGGGCAUUGCAGAGUAAAAUAGUUAGAGAAGAUGGUAAUAAGAAUAUGUAUGUACAUGGUGUAACAGAAAUUGAAGUAAAAAGUUCAGAAGAAGCAUUUGAAGUAUUCCAGCGUGGACAACGGAGACGAAGAGUUGCGCACACUGCGCUUAAUGCAGAGUCAAGUAGAUCGCACAGUGUCUUUACCAUUCGUCUUGUACAAGCACCCUUAGAUGGUGAAGGUGAACAAGUUAUACAAGAUAAACGAGUAGUAUGUAUUACUCAGUUGUCUUUGGUAGAUUUAGCUGGUAGUGAAAGAACUAAUAGGACUAAAAAUACAGGUCAACGAUUAAGAGAAGCAGGGAACAUUAAUAAUUCUUUGAUGACACUACGAUCGUGUUUGGAAAUUCUAAGAGAAAACCAGCUUCAGGGUACAAAUAAAAUAGUACCCUACAGAGAUUCAAAGCUCACCCACUUAUUUAAAAAUUAUUUCGAUGGAGAAGGACAAGUUAGAAUGAUUGUUUGCGUGAAUCCAAGGGCAGAUGAUUAUGAUGAAACAAUUCAAGUGAUGAAAUUUGCGGAAAUGACUCAGGAAGUACAAGUAGCUAGACCAAUAAUUACAAAAGUAGAUCUUGGUUUUACACCUGGAAGAAGACAAGCAAAUAAGGUGGUCCAUUUCCUGAAGAUAUUAAUUCUUCGCGUAAUGAUGAAGUAAUUACUAAUUUAAUACGGUUUUUGGAGCAGCGUAUCAACAAACGAAAUGUAUUACGUGCUGAUUUAGAACAAAAACAAAAUGAUCUUAGAAAGAAGAUAAUGACAAUGGAACAAGAAUAUAUGAAGUUAAAAAUUGAAAACGCAUCUUUAAAAGCUGCAAAUUCACAACAAAAUAAGAAGGUUUCUGCAUUAGAAGGUCAUUUAUGUAAAACUGAAGAACAAAUUGACAGCUUACUCCGAAAAUUAAAUAGUGCAAAUGAUACAAUUCGUUGCUUACAGCAAGAGUUGAAAGAUAGAAACAUGGCAUUAAAUCAACGUUUAAUAGAUAAGCAAAGGGUGAAACAAAAGUAUAAUACCAAAAUGCAGGUAGAAACUGAUAAAAUGAAUAAAGAAUUAGAAGUCAAGUUACGUCAACAACGUGAAGAGUUACAGAAUCAAAUGAAAGAAAAGGAAAAUAAAUUAAGAUUAGUAAAGCAAAUUUUAGUUGAUGAUAAUGUAUCUGGUGCUUCUAAAGAUUGUGCGACGCCCACUUCAAAUUUUGUAGUAGCAACUCCAAAAACAGAGGGUCGAUCACGCAAAGAUAAAGCAGCUGUUGUGAACCCAAGAUAUAGGCGAUCACAAAGCGCUGAUAAGUGGAUUGAUCAUAGGCCAGGAGCACUUGUUCCUGUUGGAACCGUUCUGCAACCUUUAAUGCGUAGAAGACGUAGUGUUACACGACUUACAAGUCCAAAAGAAAUAACAGAUGGUGCAUCUAGAUAUUGUUUGGUCGCGCAAGAACGCGAUACCGAUGGUGAACUUGAAACAAAGUUAUUCAAGGGAGAUAUAAUACCUACUAGUGGAGGAGGUGCACAAGUUGUAUUUAACGAUAUGGAAUGUUUAAAACAACUAUCUCCAAAGGCAAGAAAACGUAGUGGUCCACAGGAUAUAGAAAAUGUAAAUGAAAUAGGCUCUUCAAAUCAUUCAUCUAUACAUGCAGAAUUCCAUUCCAAACGCCCACGUGUAACCGAAAGAAGAAUAGAAAAGCCGUUAAAACUGAGAAAAUCGGCGAGAUUUUUGUACGCGCGCUACGAAAGAGAAAUCAAGAGGUCUCCCCAGCAACAGAGUCCGACAAGUGCGAGCAGCAGCCGCCAGAGGUGAAUUUCAAGCCAAUGGCAGCGCUUGGUAACGAAUCGGCGGGAUGA